AUGCACAACUCGCCGCAGUCGCCGCCGCCUGCGCCAUUGGCGUCAUCGGCCGCCGCCGCGCUCUCGAGCUCCGCGGGCAACGGCUCGUCGUCCUCCUCCUUCCUGCGCAAGGCCGGCCACCUGUACAAGAAGACGGGACUGGGCCGGUCCUGGCGCCCGCGCUUCUUCUCGCUCGAGGGCACCGUGCUCUACUACUACAAGCGCGAGGGCGACUCGGUGCCCAAGGGCAUCGUCGUGCUCACGGGCUGCCACAUCCGUGCCACCAAGGACAAGAAGCUCUACAGCUUCCGCAUCUCUCACCCCAAGACGUCCAAGGUCUACGACCUGGCGGCCACGCUGCCCAGCCGCACGGAGGACUGGAUCCACGCGCUGACUCAAGCCGCCACGCUGGCGCAGAACUCCGCCUCCAGCUCCGGCUCGGGCUCCAGCCCCGGCUCCAGUAGACAACUGCCCAUGGCCAACUCGUCCAGCAGCGAUUUGCUGCUGCACUCGGCCUCGUCCCACUCGAUGCUCGUGGACGCGUCGGUCACGGAGCUGCUGGACGUCCCCGGCGCGGCCAUCCCCGACGAGUUUGCAGAUAAGAUAGACGGCUUGCUGGCCGAGUUCGUCGCCCAGGCGCGCGAGGGCGCGGAAGGCUGGAAGUUCCAGACCGAGCAGCGCGACGUCAAGGCGUACGUGCGUCGCGCGUCCAGGAUCGGCGCCUUCAAGGGCGUGGGCUUCAUCGCCCACCACCCGCACAAGGUGCUGCAGCUCGUGCUGGAGCUGUCGAAGCGAUACACGUUCGACCCGCAGCUGCUGGCCACGCAGCGAGUGCACGUCUUCAACGACCACACGUGGGUGGACCACUUGACGUACAAGGCGGUGUUCCCCGCCGCUGCGAGGGACUUUGUCAACCUCACGCACUGGCGCGUGCUACGCGACGGAUCCAUGGUCGUCGUGGCCACGUACGCUGAAGACGAGAGCUUCGUCAAGAGCCAGGAGCCGCAGAUCGUGCGCGGCAAGAUCAUCAUGGCGGGCUUCCUGCUCACGCCCAACGAGGACUACACCGGCGUGACCGCCACGUACAUCACCAAGGUGGAUGUAAAGGCGGGCAUCCCGGCUGGACUGCAGGCCAAGAUGUUCAUCAAGCAGGCGUUCGUGGUGGACGGACUGCGGAAGGCGCUUGACGAGGACGAGAGCCCCAGACAGUGGGAACGCGUCACGAACGCCACAACCUUUGGCAUCUCUACGACGGACUGCGUGGAAGACGAGGAGGAAGCUGUCUCGAACUUGCCGGACGUCAACGACCAAGAUGACCAGGCCGAGUCGCUUCCAAGCAGACGACCGAGUGUCGUGCCGGAAGAAGGCUUCCCAGUCGUCCCUGAAGAGUACAGCGAGAUCAUCGAGAAGGCCGUGGCGCGGAUGGAGGCCGAGCUCAACGACGAAACGUCCUGGAACUUCAUCGGCGACAAGGACGGCGUCAAGGCCUACACCAGGGUGGACGGGUCCUUGACGGCAGCCAAGGGCGUGGGGUUCUUGCCCUACCACCCGCGCGCUAUCUGGGAACAAGUGGUGGACGCUGCCAGGCGUAAGCUCGUGGACCCGCAGCUCGCACUGGGCAUGAACCUCAAGUCAUUGAACGCUCAGACCAACAUCGACUAUCUCGAGUACAAGUCCAUGUUUGUGGUCGCCGGCCGCGACUUCUGCAACCUGGCUCAUUGGCGCGUGCUGCCUGGAGGCACCAUCAUCAUUGUGGUGCAGAGUAUCGAGGAUCAGGAGCUGUGCCCGCUCAAGGAGCCCAAGGUCGUCCGUGGUGACUUGCACUUGGCGUGCACCAAGAUCGUCCCGAACGCAGCGUACAGUGGUGCUGAGGUGACCACGAUGAUCAAGACGGACCUCAAGGGCAACAUCCCCGCGCGGAUCGCUGGCAAGGCAGCAGCAGAGCAGCCGUUCGUCAUUGCCCGGAUGGGUGAGGUGAUCAAGUCGAGACGCGACCUCGACAAGGUGGCGGCUCAGGGUAAGCUGACCAACACGCUGUUCGAGCUCCCACCUCCCUACAAAAAGCGGUCGUCGUCGAUGGGCUCCCACACGAUGCAGAAUGGAGUCGCUCGCAAUGGAACGCUGCGAGUGGAUACCGCCUCGCGACCGGCAGAGGAGAAAACGAAAGCCAAGCAGGCAUCUACUGUAUUAUCAUCAGCAGCAGCGAAGAAGAGUGAGUCGAAGAAAACUGCCGAGUCAGUUGAGGUUAUGGAUCUCUCCAAGACCGGCAAGAAUACAGUGAGCGACGUGGCCAUGUACGCGAUUCAAUUUGGCGGGGCCGUUUUGGCUCUGAAGACGGUCGGCCUUCCGACUGCUGUGCACUUCACGGCUGUGAUCCUGCUGAUCCUGUUCUUCGCGCUGCAGCUUCACCUCGGCCCGAGCCGCAUGUCACCGCGAAGGAAAAUGAUGAUCUCGACGUUCGGACCUCCUGACAGCGGCAUGAUUCUCGGCACGCUGCAGCUGGACAUGACCAAGACCAACCAGUACAUCGCCGAGCGACGGAAAGACUCGGACUGCCACCUUACCAUCACGCACAUCGUCCUGCGAGCUCUGGGCAAGGCAUUGAGCAAGGCCCCGUCGGUGAAUGGCCACUUGGUGUUUGGCAAGUACUACCCGGCACCGACCGUGGACAUUUCGUGUCUGGUUGCCGUCGGAGCCGGGAAGGACCUCGGCGUUUGCAGGUUGCCCGAGGUCGACAAGAUGACGCUGCAGGACGUGGUCAAGCGCGUUCGUGGCGACGCGACCAAGAUCCGCAGCGGCAAGGACAAGGGCCAGGAAGACCGCAACAAGAUCAUGAGCGUGCUGCCGACGUGGGUGAUCCGGCCGAUGCUCAACUUCUUCGGCUGGCUGGGCAGCGCCUGUGGCUUCCGCAUCCCGCCGGUGGGCGUGGAGCCCUACAUGUUCGGCAGCUGCAUGGUGACGUCGGUGGGCAUGAUGGGGCUGGAUCUCGCCUUCUCCCCGAUCACGCCGUACUCGCAGGUGCCGAUGCUCGUGACGAUCGGGUCGAUCAUGGACAAGGCCGUCGUGGUGGAUGGCAAGGUGGAAGUGCGCCCGAUGCUGACACUGACCACUACCAUCGACCAUCGCUACGUCGACGGCUCCGAGGCGGCGCGCAUGGCCAAGAACCUCAAGGCGUGCGUCGAGGACCCGAACCUGCUCGAGGCCGUCCCCGGCGCAUAG
Messenger RNA from Phytophthora sojae, 3198 nucleotides. RefSeq lists its product as hypothetical. The coding region runs from base 1 to 3198 and encodes 1065 amino acids. Gene Ontology annotation, molecular function: acyltransferase activity; lipid binding. The transcript has a single exon. The record is from RefSeq and is a predicted model, not a curated record. Lineage: Eukaryota; Oomycota; Peronosporomycetes; Peronosporales; Peronosporaceae.